AGGAGGGUUACAUUGCAGAUGUUUUGGUGGAAACACCAAUCCAGAAAGGAAGAACACUUUUCCAGUCUAUUGUAUGAAUUACAGUGAUCUGAUCACAAAGAUGUCUGAGCAUGAAGACCUCUCUGAAACGUCUGGCCACGGAAACAUCUCUGAGAAUUACUCCUUCAAUCCAGCCAGUGUGAUCGUUUCUGUUGUCUUUUCCCUCAUUUUCUUGCUUGGCACUGUUGGGAAUAGCUUGGUUUUAGCUGUGCUAUUACGGAAUGGACAAAUGGGCCACAACACCACUAAUCUGUUCAUUUUAAACCUCAGUGUUGCCGAUUUCUUCUUCAUCGUCUUUUGUGUGCCAUUUCAAGCCACCAUUUACUCCCUAGAGGGCUGGGUUUUUGGUUCAUUUAUGUGCAAGGCUGUCCACUUCUUUAUUAAUCUAACCAUGUAUGCCAGCAGCUUUACACUGGCAGCCGUCUCAGUUGACAGGUAUUUGGCAAUCCGGUACCCUCUCAGGUCUCGAGAAUUGAGAACCCCAUGUAAUGCAGUGGCAACGAUGGCUGUGAUCUGGGGCCUGUCCUUCAUAUUUGCAGGGCCUUAUCUGAGCUACUAUGACAUUACUGACGUUGACACAGUGAAUGUGUGUAUACCGGGUUGGGAAGAAUGGAGACGCAAAGUCCUGGACACCUGCACCUUUAUAUGUGGCUAUGUUAUUCCAGUUUUGAUUGUAAGCCUCUCUUACACAAGAACAAUAAAAUACCUCUGGACCGCUGUGGACCCUUUGGAUGGAAUGUCGGAAUCAAAGAAAGCAAAGCGCAAGGUGACUAAGAUGAUCAUUAUUGUCACUGUGCUUUUCUGCCUCUGCUGGCUGCCCUACCAUGUUGUGAUACUUUGCUAUCUGUAUGGAGAUUUCCCAUUCAACCAGACCACCUAUGUCUUCAGGUUGUUGUCCCAUUGCAUGGCCUAUGCCAACUCCUGCCUCAACCCAAUUGUCUAUGCACUGGUCUCUAAGCAUUUCCGCAAGGGCUUUAAAAAGGUUUUCCGUUGUAUCCUCAUCAAAAAGGCUAGGAAUAAGGUUCAUGUUAUGCAUGUGGCUAACACAGUGCCUGGCUUUGAAGCAGGAUCCACAGAGGUGUCACACAUGAAUGACGAAAACAGAAGACCGAAUGCCUGUGAGAUGGGCUGCAGACCUCCUACUGUUCCUGAGGACAACACAGUGGCCAUCACCCUGCAGCCCUGACAGAACAUGUGUCUUAGAAAUUUGAAAUACGUGCAAACUGAACUGUGCAGCUGGAAGGUUUAUUUUUUUAACUGUGUCUGAUUACUCCUACCGUAAACAUUGAAAAUGACAAAUGUGCCAUAAUAAUUCUUUCAUUCCAUUUUAUAACCACGGGGCUGUGAAAUGCUAUUCUAUAAGGGUAUGAGUAUUUUAAUUGCAUAGCAACUGUACUGUUGUUAACCUGUGGUUAAGUAUUCUUGUAGGAUUUCUUGUUAUUAAGAUUGUAAAUACGAUUUACUUACAGUACAGUUUAGAGAGAGUAAAUGCAUAGGCUUAACAUUCUUAUCUAAAUGCAAUGCUAAUAGUGAUUAA
Messenger RNA from Polyodon spathula (Mississippi paddlefish), 1576 nucleotides. It is a transcript of the gene galr2b, whose product is annotated as galanin receptor 2b. Lineage: Eukaryota; Metazoa; Chordata; Actinopteri; Acipenseriformes; Polyodontidae. Gene Ontology annotation, molecular function: G protein-coupled receptor activity. Gene Ontology annotation, biological process: G protein-coupled receptor signaling pathway. The coding region runs from base 74 to 1225 and encodes 383 amino acids. Gene Ontology annotation, cellular component: membrane. The transcript has 3 exons. The record is from RefSeq and is a predicted model, not a curated record.